CUCAGCGCUCGCAUCCUGCCUUGCCGGGGGCUCUCCUGAUCUCCGUGGAGCUCCUCAUCGCUCAGCCCCGGUGGUUUUGCUCCCCUCCUUCCCCACACACACGCACCCCAUCCCUCCUCUCUCUGUCCCCCCUUCUCUUUUCGCUCCCGGUGGCCUUGUCGGGUGUGUUUUUUGCCUGUUGGAAAAGUCCCUGCUGCCCAGGAUGGGGGUCGGUGGGUGCUUAGCCCUGCCCUGGAGGUGCCUAGUCGUCCUCUGUCUCAGGCUGCUCUUCCUUGUGCCCGCAGGAGUGCCCGUGCGCAGCGGAGAUGCCACCUUCCCCAAAGCCAUGGACAACGUGACAGUGCGGCAAGGGGAGAGCGCCACGCUCAGGUGCUCCGUGGACAACCGAGUCACCCGAGUGGCCUGGCUGAACCGCAGCAGCAUCCUCUAUGCCGGCAAUGACAAGUGGUGCUUGGACCCUCGGGUGGUGCUCUUGGCCAACACCAAAACCCAGUACAGCAUCCAGAUCCAAGAUGUGGAUGUCUAUGAUGAAGGCCCAUACACCUGCUCUGUGCAGACAGACAAUCACCCCAAGACAUCGCGCGUCCAUCUCAUCGUGCAAGUGUCUCCGAAGAUCACCGAGAUCUCUUCUGACAUCUCCAUCAAUGAGGGCGGUAAUGUCAGCCUCACCUGCAUAGCCACGGGCAGGCCAGAUCCAACAAUCACCUGGAGACACAUCUCACCCAAAGCCGUGGGCUUCAUCAGUGAGGAUGAAUACCUGGAGAUCACGGGCAUCACACGUGAGCAGUCCGGGGAGUAUGAAUGCAGCGCCUCCAAUGACGUGGCAGCGCCUGUGGUCCAGCGAGUCAAAGUCACUGUCAACUACCCACCGUACAUCUCGGGUGCAAAGAGCACUGGGGUGCCAGUGGGGCAGAAGGGCAUCCUGAUGUGCGAAGCUUCUGCUGUCCCCUCUGCUGACUUCCAGUGGUACAAAGAUGACAAAAGGCUGGCUGAAGGUCAGAAAGGACUGAAAGUGGAGAACAAAGCCUUCUCCUCCAAGCUGACUUUCUUCAACGUCUCCGAGCAGGACUAUGGCAACUACACCUGCGUAGCCUCCAACCAGCUAGGAAACACCAACGCCAGCAUGAUCCUCUAUGAAGAGACAACUACUGCCCUGACACCCUGGAAAGGUCCUGGUGCAGUCCAUGAUGGGAACAACGGCGCGUGGCGGCGAGGAGGCUGCCUGUGGCUCCUGGCCCUGCCGCUCGCCCAGCUCGCCCGCCACUUUUGACCUGAGAAGCCGGCCCGCGGAGCAGCGGCGGCGAUGACCAUGGCCAGCGAGUGCAAGCAGAAGGGAGAGGAGGAAGAAGAAGAAGAAGAAGAACAAGAAGAAGAAGAUGAUGUGUUCACCGUUUCCGAAAAUAACCAUAAGAAUUGAGAGAGUAUCCGGCCAGGCCACCUGGGGAGGGGGAGAGAAGCACCAAACCAUGCAACAAACCGCAAUGAGAAUUUGGAAAGGAGAGAAGCGACAACAAAAGCAGAACAAAUCCCAGGCUUCCUGCUGAACAUGCAACGCAACUGAGUCUUCUUUUCUUUUUUGCCCUAUUUUUUUUGGUCUCCCAGGCCUUUUUUCUCCCCUUUUUCGCUGUUCUCUGCCCACAGAGGACAAGCAGGGCCAUGGGGCAUGGCGCUUCCCACCACCCGCCCGCUCCUUCCCACUGGACCCUCCAUGCAGACGUGCCGGUUCUCUUCUUGGCUGAGAUUUCCCCGUCUUCUCAUGGAC
This is a messenger RNA of Melopsittacus undulatus (budgerigar), 1762 nucleotides long. RefSeq names its product protein CEPU-1. NCBI's taxonomy places the organism in Eukaryota, Metazoa, Chordata, Aves, Psittaciformes, Psittaculidae. The coding region runs from base 203 to 1270 and encodes 355 amino acids. The record is from RefSeq and is a predicted model, not a curated record. The transcript is spliced from 8 exons.